GGCUGCAUUGAGAGGGAGCACCUUUUCCCUCUGCGCAUUCCUCCUCCACUCACAGUCCUUCAUUCGUCGCAAUCCCGUCGCAAAUCCGUGCAACGUUCAGUUGUGGUGCAGAGAGAAAAAGGAAAAGGCUCCUCACUUUCGGUCGCUUCUUCAGAGCCAAGAACGUCCAAGUGAAAAAAAAAAAAAAACUCCACCAGCCAUUGGCAUCGCACUGUGAACUCACUGGAAAAGCAGUCCAAGUACUUACUAGUCUGACUGCGCGGGCCCUGCCUGCCACUCGCAAGAGUUCGCUCCAUUCAGUUCUUCUCACUCGCCAUCCUGCGCUUCCCUUGACCUGCUUCCACCCUUCCUUUCAUUUCUACUAGUCUUUCUUCUCUUCCUUGACUCGCAUUUCUGCGUUGCGACUCGCAACACUUGCAACUCAAAAAAUUAAAAUAAAAGCGAGCGGUCUGACGCCGGCUGCUCCCUCUCACUUUUUUUCCGCCUCAGAUCGCCUGGCUUCUUCCACCGCCGUCGACCCGUCAUCCAUCCACAUCGUCGUCGUUCUCCUAUUUGCGUCGGCAGCGCCACGCAACGCUAUACCGCCAAAACGAGCAUUGUUCUCAAUCCCACAAUGAACGUGCUCCUAUCGCCGCAGCCGCCCUUCUUCCCUCACCAACACGAACCCUCUCGCCGCUCGCCGCCUAGAAUAAUGUCGCAACACACCAUGGCGUCCAGGAAAAGAAAAGCAGACGACGAUGACAACGAAAUGUCGAUAUCGCCGACCGGCUCGCCCGCAAUCAACUCGCGGCAGCUCUCGAGGCCAUCCAAGAAGGUCAGGGCUGGAAUCGAACUUGCAGGACGUCCGCUGCCUCUUCCUCGCCUACUCGAAACUCUGGACAAGUCACAGUUGCGAGCUGUCCUCCAGACGAUUUGCGAGCGUCAUCCGGGCAUUGGACAUGAGGUGAUGGUGUCUGCACCGCGACCGUCAGUCAACGGAGCCCUCGAGGUUUUGGGCGAAUAUCAGGACAAGCUACGGGCCGCCAUUCCGUUCGGCAACUCGAGUUCCGAAUACACCUACUUCCGAGUCAAGCAGCCGCUCAUGGCGUUGGUGGAUGCUCUCGGCGACUUCACCCCCCAGUUCCUGCCGCCGGUUGAGCAACAGGCGACCGUGUCGUUGGAGUACCUGAACCAUGCAACAAAGAUCGUUCACGACCUACCCGAUUUCGACAGCCAGCAGUAUCGCCACCACAAGGACGGAGCGUACGACGAGAUAUCCAGAGCUUGGGCGUUGGUGAUCACGGAAGCGGCCAAGCGCGGAGGAGGCUUCCACCUGCACAACGGAAAGUGGGAUCAGGUCCUGGCUAAGCACAACCAGCAGUCUGGAGGAAAGCUAGAGCAGGCCAUGAACGCAAUGGUCAACGAGGUUGGAUGGGUCGGCGCGAACUCGAAUGCCCAUGGGCAGGGUUCUUCUUCGGACCCCAACUCGAUACUCAACCAGCUCAUCAACGGCACAUAUGGCGCACCUGUCCAAGUUGGUCCCUUCUAGAACAGGCGACGGCAUGAACAUGCAAGUGCGCCAUGACUUUGGAAUUUAUACGGAUACUCAUGGGACUGGGAGGAUAAGCAAAGCGGACAUUCAGGUCGAUUGCAUCAUGGUUUCUUUUGUCGUUCACUUUUUCAACAUUCAGGGCAUUGUUUGGGGCGAAUGGGGAAGGAUGACAUAGACAGGCGUGGGUUACUUGCGGGGAUCAUUGUUUUCAAGGCGUUGGCGUGUUGGCUUCCUGAAUGCUGUUGUUUCUUGCCUUCAUUGUUGUCUUUCUGGCCACAUCUCACUGGCACAAGAUACCUCUUUCCUACCGGCUGUCUCUCGUUCUAGGGGAACGACUUGUUCGUCACUUGCAUGUACGCAAUCUUUAGCAUAUUCUUUCCGAGGUCGGAAGUGGAGCAUGUGUGUAACCAACCAUCACUACCAUAUUCAUUCCACCAUAGCCACGCAAUUGGUAAAACGAAGUCUCGGAUAACACAGUGUGCCUGGCGGGUGAUUUGGUGUAGAUACCCGUACACCCGCAACAUGUCCCGGGUUCAUUGGGUGUAUCCCGAGGUGAAUUUAGCGGUUUGUUGGGAUCAAUCAAACUCGACUUGCAUCUUCAUUGAUUCUGUGAUCCAAGCAAGCCGUUUCCAACAAUGAAGUUGGAAGU
Messenger RNA from Neurospora crassa OR74A, 2180 nucleotides. RefSeq names its product nuclear envelope protein Cut8. Lineage: Eukaryota; Fungi; Ascomycota; Sordariomycetes; Sordariales; Sordariaceae. The transcript has 2 exons. Gene Ontology annotation, cellular component: nucleus. The record is from RefSeq and is a predicted model, not a curated record. Bases 614 to 1528 code for a protein of 304 amino acids. Gene Ontology annotation, biological process: nuclear protein quality control by the ubiquitin-proteasome system; proteasome localization.